ACAGAUCUAGAUCCCCAGAAAACGGGGAAAUCAAUCAAGACGCCAACAGGAAUUCGCUCCGUGCCACCCAAGCACGUAUACAUUUCGUCCCCGAGCCGAUCCAGAAAAGCAUCCACCAUUCCUCUAUCAACGUACAACGCCGCUCCCCUUUUGCACUCUUACGACGACAGUCCGCAGCGUUGGUCAGGAGUCACCAACGGGCACCAGGCAGGCGUCAUCAUAGAUCAGUUCCGGGGCGGUAAAGCGAUCACCAUUGAGGGAGGCACCAGCACCGGUGAUACGACGAGCAUCGGCGGCGGCAGCGAUUUACGACUGGUAAUAACGGCCAAUCCCAGUGAGAUCGAGCGCAAUUACGAGCAGCCAACCAAUCGCGGUGGUGGCGGAGGCGGCGGCGUUAUCGGCGUCAGCUGCGGUGGCCAAACCCCACCGACACCCACGGUCGGCAAAACACUGCUCAACACCAGUCCAAAUCUCUUGCCGAUCACUACAGCGACCGAUACGUUUAAUAACCUCAAGAAUUUGGUGAAAAUCGACAAGGGUUCCUCGCCAUCGUCGGGAUCGAAUCCGCAAGGAAGCGGCAAUUACCGUAAAGGCGGUUCCAACGGUUCAGGCUUCAAGAGCGCCGGCGGCAACGGAGGAUCUCCGGCCAUAAGCGGCAACAGCGAGGGCGGCAGAAACGGCAGCCGAUCAUCUGGUGGACCAACCGGACACUUUUCAACUGGCUAUAGCAAGAAUUCCGCCAAAAUUCGCCAACACGAUAGUGAGGUAAGCCCAAGACCUCGACGAUCUUACCAGGGUGACUCGUCGUCGUCGCGUUACUAUCCGAAGAAUAGUGACAUUUUGGGUCAAGGUUUAAGCGGCAGCUCCGAUAGCUACAACGGAAGCUCCUCAUCCGGUAGAUACCAGCAGCAGGACCAGCAAGGCGGUUCACAUCGUGGUAGUCGCAACAACUAUCACUCCAACUCCGAUGGAAACUACAAUCGAUCAAUAAACUCAAACUCCGUAGGUGGAGGCUCUGGGGCAGUCGGCUCUGGAAGCGGUGGCAGCAAUUAUCGCUCCGCCCGCAACUACGAGAACGGCAAUGGGAGCAACGGCCCACAGUCACGUUACGGCAGCGGCAACGGGAACGGCAACAGCAACAACUCCUCAUCCGGCUACAACGGAUCAGCAGCAAGCUCAACCAACAACAGCAAGUCAUCAUAUGGGCCUUCGCGCGGUAGCAAUGAUGGAGGCGUGAGUGGCGGAUACAGCAACAAUUACCGCGACAGCUACGAGGAUUCACCAUCGCAUCAGCGCUAUAACAACACCAACAGCCUAGAGCGGAACGGAGGAGGGAUAGGAGCGAGCGGAGGACCUCGCAGCUACGGCAGGUCGGAGGCGGAUCGUUACGGAGGAGCACCGGCCAGUCGCACACCUACUCUUCGCAACGGUAAUGCAUCUUCUCAAAACUCGAGCUCUACUUCCAACUCUUCGAAUAUUUCUUUGAACUCCGGGUCAGCGGCGACAGCAGGAGCAGCAACUCCGCAUUCACAACAGCAGCAGGAGCGAUCCCAGGCUGGCAAGGCAAGCACUCCGCCACCGAUCACCGGGCGCUGGAUACCACCAUCGCUGCGUCCGCAGCAUGGACUUACCCAAAGCGAGAAAAACGACGCCGUGUUUCGGCGCGUGAGGGGUAUUCUAAAUAAGCUAACGCCCGAGAAGUUCCAGGAGCUGAGCGACGAACUGCUAAAGCUAGACCUCAACUCUAUUGUAAUUCUGAACGGCGUUAUAUUGCUGAUAUUUGACAAGGCCUUGGACGAGCCGAAGUACUCGUCUAUGUACGCGCAGCUUUGCAAGCGACUGUCCGAAGAAGCCCCAUCAUUCGAUAAGGAACCAAACAAUUCGUGCACCUUUUUGCGCCUGCUGAUCGCCGUUUGCCGUGACAAGUUUAAUAACCGAUUGAAGCGCGACGAGAACGAUAACCGACCACCUCCUGAAAAUGAAGCCGACGAAGAGGAGCGCCGCCAUUUGGCCAAACAGCGCAUGCUCGGCAACGUUAAAUUCAUCGGAGAGCUUAACAAGCUCGACAUGCUGUCGAAGACCGUGCUGCAUCAGUGCAUCAUGGAGCUAUUGGACAAGAAGAAGAAGCGUACGGCCGGUGCGCAGGAAAUGUGCGAGGACAUGGAAUGCUUGGCUCAGCUGCUCAAGACUUGCGGCAAGAAUCUGGAUUCAGAACAGGGCAAAGAGCUGAUGAACCAGUAUUUCGAGACGCUUGAACGUCGGUCAAAGUCAUCUGAAUAUCCACCGCGGAUACGCUUCAUGCUAAAGGACGUCAUCGAACUGCGCCAGAACCAAUGGGUGCCGCGCAAGCUGGGCACCACUGAAGGCCCCGUCCCCAUAAAGCAAAUACGCUCGGACGACGACUCGAUUAUUCGUACCCCGUUCCCCAAUCGCAACCGGGAUAUGCGUAACAACGAUCGCGACUCUGACAGUUGGAUGAAUCGGUUCCAUCUGAAUAUCCAGCCAGGCGGCUAUAACGACAUGUUUAGUGGACUGAGUGUCACUGGAGCUUCUCCGAUUGUCUCACCGUUCGCUACCAGCAAUCGUGACCGAGAUCGCGACAAUCGCCAGUAUAACAAUCGUGGCGAUCGCAACCGGGAUCGCGACCAAGGCGGUAGCGGCGGAGCCAAUUAUGGCAAUCGAUACAACAAGCACAACCAGAACGGAGGAGGCAGUGGCGGAGGUGGUUCCUCUAACAACCGAGACAGGGAUGAUUCACGUAGGAAUAACGAUCGCGACCGAGAUCGCAAUGAUGGACAAUAUGGGGGCAAUCAGCUGCUGGGUAGCAAGGAGUUGGCACCGAGGUUCAAACGCAAUUUGAUCACCACGAACCAGGAUGCGGUGGAAAACUUGCAAAUGCGCCCGGCGGCCAACUCCUUGCUCUUCCGAGCGGCCUCCCAGAACCAAAAGUUCCCGACUACGUUGCCCAUGUCCACACCUCCCAACAGCAGCAGCAACAACAACCAAGGCAGCUCACAAGGCAAGGAUCAAGGCCAACUGUCGAAUUCGCACUACCCGAUGUUGGGCACUCCUACUUCCCAUCUGACAAAUCCAACACGACCCUCGUCAACACCAUCCGCUGAAUACGCUGAUAACCGAACUCUUUUGGGAUUGCAGAACGAUAGAGGCCUAAAGGCCACGUCUUCAUCGCCAAACUUUGUAUCGGGAGCGGAAAAGUUGAGUGAGCAGACGGACAGUCAGGCGGGCAGGAAGGGCUCCCACGACGGCAAAGAUCAGGCCAAGAAUGGUUCCGUGGAGAGACCAAGCACCCCGGCCGGCACUACUGGGUCGGCAAAGCAGCAAAAGAAGGACAAGGGUCCUAAUAAGGAGGAACUGUCGAAGAAGGCCAGCCAGUUCUUUAAAGACAGGUUCUAUUAUGACGAGGAGGAGAAGGCAGAUGACGAGGUGAAGGAAGUUGAUAGUGAAAAAGCGGCGGAAACGGAAGAUGCGCCAGCUGAAGAUUCAGAGGUAAAGGAAGAAACUGCCACACCUGCUAGCACUCCAGAUCGCUUUUCCGAGCUUGUGGAUGGUUUCCUUGAGUUAAAGCUACCAGAGAAGUCGCUGAAGGAUGUCUGCAUCAAUCUGCUGAUGGAUGUUUUGGACCGUGUGAACGAUGUCUAUCUGGAACGUGUUGUGCGGCUCUUGCAGACAUUGCGCAAACAGUCCAAUAUCAAGACGAACAUUGUGGUCGAGGUUUUCAAGCAGCUCGUUAAUAAGAUGAACGAGAGGGAGGCCCUUAAUCCCCGGAUCGCUUCCCUCGUGGCCAGUGUCCUAGCAAAGACCGUAUGCGAACCGGCCCUCUUGAAGCUGAAUGAUAUCGCAAACUACACCGAUAACGGACAGCAUUAUCCACUCUUCCUGCUUGUCCUGCAGCAGCUGGUCAAGCUUAUUGGUAAGGAUGCGCUGGAAGAGAAAUUCAGGGCGAGCAAAGUGGAUUUGAUUAAUAGCCUGCCGGAGGCGGAUCGGAAUAAGGAGCGACUAGCCGAGAUUCUCGAGGACCGUCAGCUGUCCUUCCUUUAUCCGCUUUUGAAGGUACAGGCCGAGAUGCUGAAGCAACUGCAAAGCGAUCCCAACCCCAACAACUUCUACAAGUGGAUUAAGGCCAACGUGGACAACAAGUACUACAAGGACCCGGGUUUCAUUCAAGCCCUCAUGACCGUGGUGGUCAAGUACGUGACCAAGGAGACGACGCUGGCGGCAAACCUUGACCCCAAGGAGCACCCGGAGAAAUCGGUGACUCAAAAGGAGCAGCAAUUGUUGGAGAACUACAGCCAGAUGUUGCAGACUUUCCUGGGACAGAACGAGCUGCAGUUGAUGGCUCUCUACGCCCUGCAAACGUUCUGCUACAAUGAGAAUUUCCCAAAGGGCAUGCUGUGCCGUUGGUUCAAAUAUCUGUAUGAAUCUGAAAUUAUUGAGGAGGAAGCAUUCGUCUUGUGGAAGGAGGAGAUUUCCGACAAAUAUCCAGGCAAAGGAUCUGCUUUGUUCCAAGUGAACACCUGGUUGACUUGGCUGCAGGAGGCCGAAUCUGAGGACGAUGAGGACUAAGAAGCACCAGUCCCACAUAACAACAACGCUAUAUGUUUAUCACUUCCAAUAUUUAUUCACAAAUCAAUAAUGAUUACAUGAUGAAAAAACAACAAAAGUAACAAAAAAAAAAAGCUAACAAGAUAUAAUAAGUAAAAAAUAUCAGCAGGAUGGAUGUUUGAUAUCGCGGUUGCAAAUCUUAGUCAAAUUAUAGUAGAACAAACAAAAAAAAAAAAAAUUAAUCAAAAUUAUUUGAUAUCCAACAAAUUCAAAGAACUUUAAAAACUGAUUAUCAAUAAAUAAAACGCAAUAGACGGCAAACAUAAACGAUAUUUAAUCCAUACAACAUAACCGCAAGCGAAGUUAGUAAAUUACCAUUGACAUUUCAAGCAUAACUACUAGUGAAUUUCAUCUACAUAUUUUUUUUACAUUGACGACCGGAACUGAUCUUUAAAUCGAAUAUCUCUGUUUUCUGCCUUUAUUUGGUACUCGCCGAUUUCCCGAUUGUGUAUUUAAUUAAGUAGGUCAAAUCAAAGCGACAACGGGAGCGAAAGAAAAUCUGAAUGUAAUUGUGAACAAAAUAUCUUAUAUAUGUAUUUUAACUCCAAACAUUAUAAACUCGCCCACAUUAAAUAGAGCCUUAAUAAAUGCAACCAACACUGCGAACGGCGAAAA
Messenger RNA from Drosophila eugracilis, 5238 nucleotides. It is a transcript of the gene NAT1, whose product is annotated as eukaryotic translation initiation factor 4 gamma 2. Gene Ontology annotation, molecular function: protein binding; mRNA binding; translation initiation factor activity. Gene Ontology annotation, cellular component: eukaryotic translation initiation factor 4F complex. Lineage: Eukaryota; Metazoa; Arthropoda; Insecta; Diptera; Drosophilidae. The annotation marks the transcript as partial. The transcript has 3 exons. The record is from RefSeq and is a predicted model, not a curated record.